CGCUGUUUCUGCCGUUGCGGAGCCAAAAUGGCGGAGUGUGCAGCUGCCGUUCUGCUGUAUUCCAACUGACUUGAGCAAAAGAUGGCAGCUUCAGUGGAAGACGAGUUUGAAGAUGCUCCUGAUGUAGAGCCGUUAGAGCCGACAUUAAAGAAUAUUAUAGAGCAGAAAUCACUCAAAUGGAUAUUUGUCGGUGGUAAAGGUGGCGUGGGCAAGACAACGUGCAGCUGCAGUCUGGCAGUUCAGUUGGCAGCGGUGCGAGAGAGCGUCCUCAUCAUAUCCACAGAUCCAGCACACAACAUCUCGGAUGCCUUCGACCAGAAGUUCUCCAAAGUGCCCACCAAAGUUAAGGGCUACGACAACCUGUUUGCCAUGGAGAUCGACCCCAGUCUGGGUGUGGCAGAGCUGCCCGAUGAGUUCUUCGAGGAGGACAACAUGCUCAGUAUGGGGAAGAAGAUGAUGCAGGAAGCCAUGAGCGCUUUUCCCGGCAUCGACGAGGCCAUGAGCUACGCAGAGGUCAUGAGGUUAGUGAAAGGCAUGAAUUUUUCGGUGGUGGUGUUUGACACGGCCCCGACAGGACACACACUGCGUCUGCUCAACUUCCCCACCAUCGUGGAGAGAGGACUGGGCCGCCUCAUGCAGAUCAAGAACCAGAUCAGCCCCUUCAUCUCACAGAUGUGUAACAUGUUGGGCCUGGGAGACAUGAAUGCAGAUCAGCUGGCGUCUAAACUGGAGGAGACGCUUCCCGUCAUCCGCUCAGUCAGCGAGCAGUUUAAGGACCCGGAGCAGACGACAUUUAUCUGCGUGUGCAUCGCAGAGUUCCUGUCUCUGUAUGAGACGGAGCGUUUGAUUCAGGAGCUGGCCAAGUGUCGCAUCGACACACACAACAUUAUCGUCAACCAGCUGGUUUUCCCAGACAGCGAGCGGCGGCCCUGCAAGAUGUGUGAAGCCCGACACAAGAUUCAGUCCAAGUACCUGGACCAGAUGGAGGAUUUAUAUGAAGAUUUCCACAUAGUAAAGUUGCCUCUGCUGCCUCACGAGGUUCGAGGAGCGGACAAAGUCAAUACUUUCUCCAAGCAGCUGCUGGAGCCCUACAGCCUGCCCAAGAAGUGACUGAAAUGAUUUCCACAGAACAAACACAACCAUUGCAUCCCUCUGGUCUUCACAUCUCCACACACACACACACACACACAAACACACACACACACACCCCC
Molecule: messenger RNA, 1211 nt
Organism: Carassius carassius (crucian carp)
Lineage: Eukaryota; Metazoa; Chordata; Actinopteri; Cypriniformes; Cyprinidae
Product: ATPase GET3-like
Exons: 7
Coding region: 82-1110 (342 amino acids)
Biological process (GO): post-translational protein targeting to endoplasmic reticulum membrane
Cellular component (GO): GET complex
Molecular function (GO): ATP binding; ATP hydrolysis activity
Source: RefSeq, a predicted model, not a curated record